UAAUGAAGGGUCUAAAUGUGUGCACAGAUGAAUGAGACUAUCAUAGCUAAAAAUGCUUAGGCGAACAUAAGCACCUUUAUUUUUAAGAGUGUAACUUACUGCAGAAACCACAACGUUUGCAUUGUAAGAUUACUUUAAUAGUAUCUCAAUACAGAGCCGCAAAACAAACAACAGGACUGAAAUAAUGAAGUAGCAUUUCCGUUUUAAUGCAAUACAGUUUUCUUCAGUUUACGAACACACAUGAGUCAUUUGUGAAGAGCCUGGACUUUUAUUGGCAGGAGUGGAGAGUUGAUUCACUCGCACAGUCAGGAGAACUGAAGCUCAGAUGGGGAACUGACAGCACACACAAACAAUCCAGAUAAUACUUUAUCAUCAUUUUUCUGGCGGGAAUAUAAACAACUGCAGGCGCUACAUUGUUACCAGUCGCGGGAAUCAUCUGUUACUUUGUAACUUCGCUGUGAAUGGAUACGGAGUUUCUUUUGAAGGAGUAGCCGACAGGCUAACUAACAAACCAACGACGAGACAUGAAGACUUCGGGUUUAUAUUCAGACCAACAAGUUGUAGAAACAAUAUGACUCAAGUAUUAACAAUUUAUAAAACGUUUUAUUUCAGUUUUUUUCGCUCGAGCUGAACAUAUGUGUUGUGAAACACUGGACUCGUUUACGGUCCAGAGUAAAGAAAGAAUGGCAGAGGAACUAAACACACUGUGAACUGUUUGAACCGCUCAGCACCUCAGUGGAGGAGGCGUCUCUUUCUCGAUUGGAUUUACUGCAGUAUCUUACAGCGAUGUCAGACAGACUCACAGGUUUCCUGCAAUGAUGUCUGCGCUUUGACGGCUUACAUUGUAGCCUCGUUGUAAUGCUGGCCCUCGGAGUGGAUCGUGGAAAACGAGGAGGGAAUGGCGUUGCAGGAGGAACAGGAGGGAAGCCUGUGGCGGCACGGCAGUCUGCCGUUACUGUGCGUGAGCCUGGCAUCAACAUCAAGCAGAAGAUUUCCCAAUGGGAAGAGCUCAGGCAACUGGAGGAAGUCCAGAAGAUGAAAGUUAAAACGCACACACGAAAUCUUUCAGGUGACCUUGUCGGACGCGGGUUUAGUGAUGGAGUACGUAACAAAGGAACUUUGUCGAAAGUUAAAAGCCUGGGUUUGGAUUUCAGGGAAUGCAAGGUGUCUCAUAAACCAGUUGUAGAUGGAUUCCCUUGGGAUCUACCUAGAAAUCGAUCGCAUGUUAAUACAUUGAUAACAUCAACAUCUCCAACAAAGCCUUUGACGACUUUGACACAAGUCCAGUCUCCGGUUAAAACCCACUCUCGCUCUCGUUCAGCCGACCUUGUUGGAAACGGUUUUGAGUGCAAUAGAAGCGACGAAGUGCGUAACAAAGCUAAAGUUAAAACCCUGGGUUUGGAUUUCAGGGAAUACCAGGUGUCUCAUAAACGGGUUUUGGAUGUCCACUCUGUUUUGCCAAGAAAUCAAACUCAUUUGAAUAAAUGUGGAACAGCAACUCUUGCAACUAAACCAGCGGCCGAUGUCCAGCCCCCUGUAACCAAACCGAAUGUUAGAAAUGUUAAAAGCAAUCAUCUUAAUGCAAUCAACUUUGCAGAAGUUGAAAUUACGUCUCUACCUCAUUGUGUGGACGACCCAGAGGCAUCGCUACCUCCCGGGAACUUUUAUACUUCUAGGGGUUUCUGGAAAAGACUGGAGAAAGAUGAACCUUUCUGGGAGAGAGAAAAAGAUUCCCAAACUGUGACCAAGGGUCUUGAUGAAACGAGACACUGUCCCCAGAACCUGACUUCUCCUCCACCUAAACCACAGCGUACAUUCCAGUAUAAGGGUGUGAGCAGUCCGCCGGGCCAGUGGAUCCAGUUGGAGAAUCGGACUUCAUCAGUCGGUAAAUCCAACCAAGUGCGGAGGAAUGACAUCACACUUAAGCCACCCAGCUGUCCGCCGCCUCCUUGUCCAGUAAACACCAUCAGCGGAAUUUCCAGAAACAGAAAGAACAGAAAGUCGUUUGAGUUUGAGGACGUGGUACGGCUGACAGCCCAGCAGACCUCCAGAGAAAAGGAGGGGAGGCGUUCUGGUCUUUUCCACGCCCUGUCUGAGGACAGCAUCUAUGAGGACAUCAUCUUGGACAUGUCAAGGGAGAGCCCUUAUGAAGACAUCAAACUCUCGCCCAUGUGUUUACCCAUAAGACGGCCACGACAUUAUACAGUUGGCCAAAGUCAAAGCCCACAUAUGAAGAUCUCACCGAAACCCUUCACACUACAGGCGAACGUUGACCGACUGCAGGACAACAGAGAACCUUCAUCUACUCGUCUCUCUUCUGCAAACACUCCUAAAUCAUCCACGACUAAACCUGCUGCUGUGUACAAGACACACAGACAACCCUCGAUUGUAAAUUGGAUUCAGGAAAUUUUUGAAGCCAAGAGAGGACGGAAACGCGUGUGGGCAACAGCAAGCAGAGAUGAAUUAAGUGGAACAGAGAGUGAUCCAGAGGAGACAUCUAAAGGUCGCUCCCAGCGUACAGUCUACGUUCAGUCAACGUUAAAGCGACGGCCGGGCUACCGCACUUUAGAGCGAGAUCUGAUUCAGCUUCAAGAGCAGAAACUUUUCCAGCAGUUUGUUGUGGUGUCGCUUAGAAAAAGUUCCCCUGGAAACACUUACACGCCUGAGAUCACGCAACAGUUCCCUAGAAAGUUUGAGAAGUCUUCUCGAUUGUCUCGUGAGGCUGAGGACAGAUUGAAGGCCAUUCCCAAGUUCUGUUUUCCUGACUGCCAGGACUGGCGUCCCUCAUCGGAUCACACAAGUGAAACUUUUUCAUUUGUCCUCACGGGGGAAGAUGGCAGUCGCUUAUUUGGAUAUUGCCGCAAAAUCCUGCCCAGUGGGAAAGGGAAGAGACUGCCUGAAGUUCACUGCAUCAUCAGUAGACUCGGCUGCUUCAAUCUCUUCUCCAAGAUCUUGGAAGAGGUGGAGAGGAGAAGAGAGAUUUCUCCCGCUUUGGUUCAUCCUUUUAUGCAAAGUGUCAUGGAAGCACCUUUCCCGGCUCCUGGACGCACCAUCUCCGUCAAAAGCUUUCUACCGGGCUCUGGGAAUGAAGUUUUGACUCUGUGCAGGCCGGUGGACUCGCGUUUGGAGCAUGUGGAUUUCGAAAGCUUGCUGCAGUGUCUGAGUGUCACUACGCUCCUGCAGGUCUUUGCUUCUCUGCUGCUGGAGAGGAGAGUCAUCUUCAUCGCAGACAAACUUAGUGUCUUAUCUCGAUGUGCUCACUCGGCCCUGGCACUGCUGUAUCCCUUUACCUGGCAGCACACUUUUGUACCCGUGCUUCCGGCCAACAUGCUGGACAUCUGCUGCUCUCCCACACCCUUCCUCAUGGGGGCGCUGUCACCAUCCCUGCCUCAAGUUUUGGAUAUGCCCAUUGAAGAGGUUCUUAUUGUGGAUUUAUGUGCGGACAAGUUUGUCGUUCAACUCGGAGAUGAAGACUGUAUCUUACCCAGAAAGCUGCAGGCAGCACUUCAGGAGAUACUGGACAACAGACACGAGAUGUUACAUCAAAACUCAAGAGACAAGAGAGAAGAUGAGUCCGAGCUGAGCACAUUGGUGUCAGAAGCAUUUGUUUGGUUCUUUGUUGAGCUGGUCGGACAUUAUUCCCUCUACAUGAAUGAAGGAGGGCCUGGUGGUGCACGAGAGCUUCAGAGAGACGCUUUCAGAAAAUCUCAUCCUUCCCGAGGAGUGCGACAGUUCCUGCAGCUCUUCAUGGACACACAGAUGUUUGCCGGGUUCAUUCACGAUCGGGAGCUCAGAAAAGGAGGUGUUAAAGGGCUGUUUGAAGUUCGAGCUGCAGAAUAUCUAAAUUCCUAUCCUGAAACUGAACUCAGUGGAGUCAACAGAUUUCUCAAGGGGCUCGGGAACAAAAUGAAAUUCUUGCAGAAGAAAUAAGGCGCCGUCCAAACAGUCCGAAAUCUCAACGUCAUGUGCCAAGUAUGGCUUUUUCGCAAGCAUGUGAUGACUCAACCAGAUUCUCACAGUUCCUGUCCCAUAGAGAGACUCACGGGUGGAGAUGAGGUCAAGACUAGAAGACUUGCUCCACCCUAAAAACUCUCCGGCUUGGAAUUGCUGUGCCAUCGGAGAAGAGGAAAAGGCUGGAAAUUAGUUUUUAAGCAUGAGGAGGAAGAAAGUCGACUGAAUUAGACCGCGCAGGAAAUAGAGAAGGACAUUAUUGUUACUUUGAUGAAUAAGGAAAAUAAAUGGAUUGAUUGUGAGCAGUGGUUGGGUUAACAGCCAUUACAGAUGUCAUACACUUAACCUGUUAUUGUUUAUGUAUUGUUCUUAUUGUUUACUAAAAAAAUUUAUUAUUUCAGACUGAAAGAAGUCCAACUGGAAGUAAUUUGUGGUUUAAAAGAAAAUAUAAUGAAGAAUGGAUUAUAUUACUCUAAAAAAAAUUAAUGUAGGAUUCCUCAGUUGCACAGUUAAAUAUUAAAACAUUGUUUUGCUUUCUUUUUAUUAAAUGUCAAUGUACAUUUUUAAUGGCAGAGAAAAUUUUCAGUCUUUUGCAUUUUGUACAGUUUUUAAAUAUUUUAUGUAACAAGACCUUUUGUAACAUUUGAAAAUAAAAAUAUUUUAUAUGCAUUUUAA
Molecule: messenger RNA, 4626 nt
Organism: Misgurnus anguillicaudatus (oriental weatherfish)
Lineage: Eukaryota; Metazoa; Chordata; Actinopteri; Cypriniformes; Cobitidae
Gene: dennd2c
Product: DENN/MADD domain containing 2C
Source: RefSeq, a predicted model, not a curated record